This is a messenger RNA of Ceutorhynchus assimilis (cabbage seed weevil), 661 nucleotides long. Lineage: Eukaryota; Metazoa; Arthropoda; Insecta; Coleoptera; Curculionidae. The record is from the annotation of a GenBank genome assembly.
AAAAAUCCUACUAUUUUCCUAUUCAAUAUGCAAAUUCUUUUCAAAUACCUAUAUUAUUAGGCAUUUCCUGGAUUAUGAUCGAACAGGACAAAUAUUACAACGUACCCAUUUUUUAUCGAGAGCAUUGUUUCAUCAAUAAGUGGCAAUAUGUAUAAAUUUGUUAUUGUUGUUUUAUUGGUCUUCGUUUGUGGUAGUAAUGCUAAGCUCACAUUACCACCAGAGCUACAAGAAUACGUAGACGAUUUGCACAAAUUAUGUCUCGGAAGAUUAGGCCUAGAAGAAAAUGAUCAUCAAGUCUAUGAUAUCAAGGAUAAAGACGAAAAAAUGAUGUGUUACAUGAAGUGUCUUAUGUUGGAAUCCAAAUGGAUGAAACCUGAUGGUGUAAUCGAUUAUGACUUUAUUGAAGCACAAGCUCAUCCGGACUUUAAAGACCUUUUAAUGGCCGCUGUGAACAAAUGUAGGAGUAUUGAUGGUGCAGAUUUAUGUGAAAAAUCGUACAAUUUCAAUUAUUGCUUGCAUGAAGCUGACCCAGUUAAUUGGUUCUUGGUUUAAAUAAAGGAACCCAUUUCAAUGACUACCUAUAUGCUAUGGAAAAAGGACCUGUACUGUAGUUUCUAAUUUGUGUUGAGUAACUAAUAAAAGCACACGAGCAUCCCAUAUA